AUGUCCAAAGGUACCCGACUUACCCGCCGGCAUCUCUCCUUAAGUCUACCCAAUUUAUCGUCUCUUUACUUAUCUUAUGACAAGUCGACGACUCUUUCUAACUUCUCCAGUCUGGAUAGGCUAAUUCACUUUAGUUUAUCGUCUGGUCCCAUGGACACUAGACCCAUCCGCAGUUUAAAAGCCGACCUGCUUGGGCAUGUCCACGUAGUACGUAAACUUCGCCAUCUACCUCAAACUGUGACCACUGACUCCUUGAUUAGUCAGAUCAAGGACUUGCUGUCACCUAACUCAGAUUCGAGACCAACUGCGGCUUCCGAGAUGCAGUCGGAGCUGAUGAUUACGUCUGGCGAGGCCACGGCUGAAUUGAUUGGGGAUUGCAUUGCUCAAGCUCUUGACAGGCAUUCACGAUUGUCUCGACCUGCUGAUGUAAAGAACAAUGAUUUACUUAUGACUACGACCCUCAGCAUUGAUUCUAGCCCCCUCAAGCCAAUAAACCUGAAAUUAAGCAAAUUUACUUCUAAUUCCGAUGGGUAA
Protopolystoma xenopodis is the source of this 534-nucleotide messenger RNA. Lineage: Eukaryota; Metazoa; Platyhelminthes; Monogenea; Polystomatidea; Polystomatidae. The record is from the annotation of a GenBank genome assembly.